AGCCCUCACGGCCACAAGGCCCACUAAGCACACGCCCGAGCGGGGAGCACCCCUUCUCACUUUGUCAAAUCUCCAAUAGCUCCGGUAACCCUACUCCCGGCGACGGGGAUCCUGCACUCUUGGGUUCUUGCAUCCCGCAUACCCUCGAAAGCUCGAAAGAUCCCGCGGCGCAGCAGCCACCCUUCUCUCCUCUCCGCUCCCAAUCUUAUCGUCGCCUCCCUCGAAGUCGCCGCUGCCUUCAUUCCACCAUGGCGCUUCACGCCCCGGUCCACGUGAUGAAGGACUCGCUGAAGCGGGAGUCUGGCGCGAAGGUUCACCAAGCCAACAUCCAGGCGGCCAAGGCUGUUGCUGACAUCAUUCGCACGACAUUGGGUCCCAGAUCCAUGCUGAAAAUGCUUCUGGACGCUGGUGGAGGUAUUGUGGUUACUAAUGAUGGUAAUUCUAUUUUGAGGGAAAUAGACAUCGCACACCCUGCUGCCAAGUCUAUGAUUGAACUAAGUCGUACACAAGAUGAAGAAGUUGGUGAUGGCACUACAUCUGUCAUUGUUCUAGCUGGAGAGAUGCUACACGUUGCACAGGCAUUCAUUGACAAGAACUACCAUCCUACUGUUAUUUGUCGAGCAUACACCAAAGCGCUUGAUGAUGCUAUUGCUGUACUUGACAAAAUUGCAAUGCCGGUUGAUGUGAAUGAUCGCGGGGCAAUGCUAGGCCUCGUGAAGAGCUCCAUUGGUACAAAAUUCACUGGCCAGUUUGGUGAUCUUAUUGCUGACCUUGCUAUUGAUGCUACAACAACAGCAGGCGUUGACCUUGGUCAGGGUAUGCGUGAAGUUGAUAUCAAGAAAUACAUUAAAGUUGAAAAGGUUCCUGGUGGUCAGUUAGAGGAUUCUAGAGUCCUUAAAGGAGUUAUGAUCAAUAAGGAUGUUGUGGCUCCUGGAAAAAUGAGGAGAAAGAUAGUUAACCCCCGUAUCAUCCUGUUGGACUGCCCUGUUGAGUAUAAGAAAGGAGAAAAUCAGACCAACGCUGAAUUGAUGAAGGAAGAAGAUUGGCAGGUUCUCCUAGAGAUGGAGGAAGAAUAUAUAAAGAACCUUUGCGCUCAAAUUCUAAAAUUCAAGCCUGAUUUAGUUAUCACAGAGAAAGGGCUCAGUGAUCUCGCUAUCCAUUAUUUGAGCAAGGCUGGUGUUACUGCAAUCCGUAGACUUAGGAAAACUGACAACAACAGGAUUGCUAAAGCUUGUGGGGCAGUUAUAGUGAACAGGCCUGAGGAGCUCCAAGAAUCUGAUGUGGGAACAGGAGCUGGCCUGUUUGAGGUCAAGAAGAUAGGUGAUGAAUUCUUUGCCUUUAUUGUUGACUGUAAAGAUCCCAAGGCAUGUACUGUUCUGUUGAGGGGAGCAAGCAAGGAUGUAUUGAAUGAAGUUGAGAGAAACCUGCAGGAUGCCAUGUCUGUUGCAAGAAACAUUUUGAAAAAUCCGAAACUCCUUCCUGGAGGUGGUGCUACAGAGCUGACUGUAUCAGCAACACUGAAGCAAAAGAGUUCUUCAGUUGAAGGCGUGGAAAAGUGGCCCUAUGAAGCUGCUGCUCUAGCAUUUGAGGCAAUUCCAAGGACUUUGGCCCAAAAUUGUGGUUUGAAUGUUAUUAGGAUAAUGACACAACUUCAGGGAAAGCAUGCUAAUGGUGAAAAUGCGUGGGUUGGCAUUGAUGGAAGGAGUGGCGAUAUCGUUGAUAUGAAAGAGCGAAAGAUCUGGGAUUCCUACAGCGUUAAAGCGCAGACGUUCAAGACAGCGAUUGAGGCUGCUUGCAUGCUUUUGAGAAUAGAUGACAUUGUCAGCGGUAUCAAGAAGAAGCAGGCUCCUGGAGCCUCAGCUCCCAAGCAACCCCAAAUUGAAACUGAGGGUGAUGCCGACAAUGAGCAGAUGAUCCCAGAGUAGAGGCUGUGACCAACCUGCACUGUCAAAGUUGUUUACUAGUGCCGGAAUAGCACUUUGAAUAGAGUUCAUUUUAUUUGAGUGUUGGUGGUUAGCCUUAGGUUUUAUAUAUAGUUUGAUACACUCGUCCGAGGGUUUUUUGUAGUGUGGUUGCUGCGCAUUUUGCUUUGGACAGAUGGACGAACUUUACCUGUUGUAUGCCGUAAAUCUACCUAAUACAUGGUAAUGCUGUUGUUUCCCAUGAUC
Messenger RNA from Zea mays, 2168 nucleotides. Its product is annotated as T-complex protein 1 subunit gamma. The transcript has 14 exons. The record is from RefSeq and is a predicted model, not a curated record. Gene Ontology annotation, molecular function: ATP hydrolysis activity; ATP binding; ATP-dependent protein folding chaperone. The coding region runs from base 249 to 1925 and encodes 558 amino acids. Lineage: Eukaryota; Viridiplantae; Streptophyta; Magnoliopsida; Poales; Poaceae. Gene Ontology annotation, biological process: protein folding.